Messenger RNA from Drosophila obscura, 5170 nucleotides. RefSeq lists its product as uncharacterized. Gene Ontology annotation, molecular function: DNA-binding transcription factor activity, RNA polymerase II-specific; transcription cis-regulatory region binding. NCBI's taxonomy places the organism in Eukaryota, Metazoa, Arthropoda, Insecta, Diptera, Drosophilidae. The transcript is spliced from 4 exons. The record is from RefSeq and is a predicted model, not a curated record. Gene Ontology annotation, biological process: regulation of transcription by RNA polymerase II. Bases 506 to 2734 code for a protein of 742 amino acids.
GCGGACCCGUAAACAACGCACCGGACGUAUGUCCAAUUUUUUUGUGAAUUCAGAAAUUUCCGUUGGUACAAUACAAACUUCAAUAGUAUUGCCGAGAUAAAUAUCCGUAUUUGAUAUUUUCGACAAGAGCCCCAACAUCAACAUUCUUCGCGGUUCGUCGGUUGGUUGCUUUUCGCUGCUGUCGCCUGUUGGUUAUUUUCGAAGGUGUUUUCUAUUGAAAUUGUGCGCGAAUGAUAAUGAGUCAAAAUGAUAAUAAAUAAAAGUCAAGCAGAAUUGUAGAGGAAUUGCAAUAUUGGCUUAUAUUAAGAGUCAGUGGAGAGCGAUCCAACGGUUAAUAUUGCCCCUUCCAACUUUGAUCGCUGCAACGGUUAAUCGCUCGACGAAAGAAGAGUGAAACGACGGGGAACGUGAAGAGGAGGAAUUGAUCAAAACAAAGCGUAUGCGGCAGUAAUUCGGCAAUUGGCAGAUUCUCCCACACCCCACACACUACACAACAAAGCGCAAAAUGUUCGAGCUAGAGGACUAUUCGAGCGGCAUACACGAGGGUUUCUUCAACAAAUAUGCGGAUGCGGCCGGCCCUUCGCUGGACUUUUACGUGUCCGACUCAAUGCAGGACAUGCUGGACGUGGACAUACGGGCGGAGAUAGCCAGCACAUUGGCCACCUCUAGCGACCUGACCCCGCUGGACCAUGCUCUGGAGACCAUUUCGGCCAUCAACAACAACACGAGCAGCGGCAGCAAUCUGUCAGUGGCCUACAACGCCAACGCCAACUUCCUGGCCAGCAGCACGCUGCACGCCUCGCCCACGGCCAAGUGGAUGGGCUCCUCGGCCAACUUCUGGUCGAACACCGACUACUACGCUGAUCUGGGGGCCUGCGUGAAUCCCAUUUCGGUGAUGCCGCUAAUCAACUCUGCCUCGUGCUCAGCCUCCUCCAUGUUGGGGUCGCCGCGCAGGGGCAAGGCUGCCACGGCCACACAGUCGCGGGCCGUGCCGGCAUCGCCAUGCGGGGACCGGGACCAGCACAAGUCACACCUGACCUUCUCGCCGGCCCAGAUGAAGGUCAGCGCUGGAUCGCUGCGGCGGGAGCAGGUGAUGGCGCACAUACCCAAACAGAUAUCGGUGGUAACUGGCACCGGAAGCACGGCACCGGCCACCAUGGCCACCAAUUCGGUGCUGCAGCGACGCAACUCCUCAGCGGUCGAUGCGGUGCGCAAGGAUCUGGGCACGGAACUGCGCAAGGCCCAGUCCAGCCUGUCCGAUGAGGGCGGCAACAAGUCGAAGACCUCCUCCAACAACCUGCUCACCAACGGAGGCAUCACCACCAACACGAUCAAGCUGGCGCCCGGCAUCGGGGGCCUGACCUUCGCCAACAGCGCCGCCUACCAGAAGCUGAAGCACCAGUCGUCGGUCAAGGGCCCGAGCACAGGCAACGGCAACGGCAUGGUCCUGAAGCGGGAGGAGGCCUCGAAGCGCGGCCUGCUGCAGCAGGGAAGCACCACACCAAAGAGCAUCGCCUCGGCGGCACACUCGCCGCACCAUCAGAUGCAGAGCCUUGGCUCGCCAUCGUCCGUCUCGUCGAUGGCCUCCUCGCCGCUCAGCAAUGGCAGCAACCUGGUCAACAUCGCCAACAACAGCAGCGGCAGCGCUGGUCUCGUCAAGCCGCUGCAGCAGAAGGUCAAGCUGCCGGUCGUGGGCAGCGCCUUCCCCAAGCCGGCCUACUCCUACUCCUGCCUCAUUGCGCUGGCCCUGAAGAACUCGAGGGCCGGCUCGCUGCCCGUCUCGGAGAUCUAUAGCUUCCUGUGCCAGCACUUUCCGUACUUCGAGAACGCGCCCAGUGGCUGGAAGAACAGCGUGCGGCACAAUCUGUCGCUGAACAAGUGCUUCGAGAAGAUCGAGCGCCCGGCCACGAACGGCAAUCAGCGCAAGGGCUGCCGCUGGGCCAUGAACCCGGAGCGCAUCACCAAGAUGGACGAGGAGGUGCAGAAGUGGUCGCGAAAGGACCCAGCUGCCAUACGCGGGGCCAUGAUCUAUCCGGAGCACCUGGAGUCGCUGGAGCGCGGCGAGAUGAAGCACGGAUCGGCCGAUUCCGAUGUGGAGCUCGAUUCAACGUCGGAGAUCGAGGAAUCAUCCGAUCUCGAGGAGCAUGACUUCGAUGACACCCUUGUGGAUGCGAUGCUCGUUGAGGAGGACGAAGAUGUCGUGGAUGACGAUGAGGACGACGAGAUGCUGAGUGAGUUCGAGGCCGAGGAUGAGCCGCUCGCCAGCCACCCCUCUGCCAGCCAGUCGAACCACCACCACCUGCCCCUUGACCACGCCCUGCUCGCCCAGAAGAGCAGCGACUUUGACAUUGAGGUGAGUUUGGAGAGGCACCUGGUUGAGAAGUCGUCGUUGCUAUACGAGAAGGUCGAUGAACUGUACGAUGCCAUCGACAUCGAGGACGAUAAGGAGGCGGUGCGCCGCGCCAUCGCCAGCAGCCAGGGCUCGCACAUCAUCGAACUGAAUCCGGCCGAUCUGAAUGCCAACCACAAUGGCUACCAGCACCAACAGCAGCAGCAGCAGCAACAGCAGGCGAAGCGCGCUCGUCUGGAUAUCAAUUAUGCUAUCGGUCCCGCCGGCGAGCUGGAGCAGCAGUAUGGCCAGAAGGUGAAGGUGCAGCAGUUGAUGCAGUCCCAGCCACAGCCACAGCCCACAUAUAAUCGACGCAAAAUGCCGCUGGUCAAUCGCAUCAUAUAAAGGGGCAAAGACCAAGCCCUCUGUAAUCUCUUGAUUUGCACACCCCACAUACCAUGCAGCAUAGUGGUGGCAUGGAUAUGUUGCACACACACACACACACACAUACAUAAAUUAUACAGCAUACACUUAGUGCUAGGUCCACGCUACAUAGUAUAGGAACCCCCAUGCUACGCUUAAACGUAUCCCUAAGAACAUUUUCGAUAAUCAGUUGUCAGUACUCCAUAUACACCCCCCACCCCCAUCUCAACUGAUUGAAAAUCAGAAUUUAUACAUUUUAUUACUUUGGAGAAGAUCUCUCCACUUAAGCUUACUUUGAAUCUAUUUGUAGUCCUGUUUGGUCGAUUUUCGAAUAAAUCUAUGCCAAUAAUUGUAAAAGAUUUCUCGAAAGUUUUGCCCCAAAUCCAACACUUGACGACGCCAUGGCCUUGGUCCAUGUCCCCCGCCCUGACGCUUGAGCAGAAGAAAUAAACUCUCAAACAAGUGAAUGUCCCAGUAGUUAGUUCUGACGAUGCAGAAAGCUAUCUAUCUGUAAUGCUAAUUAUUUUCCAAUCUUGAACUGCAAUUUCUAAUUUGAUCUCCACCCUCUCCCCUGACCACAAAACACCUUCAAGAGAUUUUAUCCUCCAUAAAACUUAACGAAACGAAACUUCUUGACGCAGUUAUUAUAUAUAGAGUAUAGAAAUAUUGACAUUGUGCAACACAACAACAGCCACAACAACGAUUUUUGGACAACGAAUUGCGAACACUAUGUUCACUUUUCCACCUUUUGUUAAACCUUUUAUAUCCGAAAUGUGACAAUUUGCAGCAUUUGCAAGCAUUUUCAGCGCAUCUGAAUGCCGCCGAUUCCGAAUCCGAAUUCCAACUUAAAGUUAGGUAAUGUUGUAUAAAAAAGAAAACACACCACAAAAAAUAAAACAAACACAUAUAAACAACUUGCCGGUCCAGUAUUCGCAUGCGGAUUUUUUAUAUAACUUUUGUAUGUAUUUUGUACCAUAUAAAAGGAGAAUAGAAUCUACAAUUAUUGCUGGAAGGAACAGUCAAUUAUUUUUACGAAUAUACAUAGUAGGAUUGUAGUGGAGUGUAAAUAGUUUUCACACAAUUAAAGAAUAAGCAUAAGAAUGAAACGACGUUUGUAUACUAUAUAUGUAGAGUAUAUAAUAUAUGUUAGCUAUAGCGCCUAGCCCGUAAGUGAAAAUUUGUAUGUAAGCCAAACACACAACCAACCCGUAUUCCAAAUGAAACGACAGGAUCCGCAAACCAAUAAGACUUGAAGCGAAUAAUGAUCAAGCCUCAGAUUUAAAAUAGUACAAAGAGCCGAGUAGUGUGUACGGACAGGGCGGGGCAGUUAAAACAGGGCCAAAACCAUUUACAAGGCCAAGUUGCUCAUGACUGCGCAUUUUUGCUCACUUGAAUAUAAACCAUUUUUGUUUUUUGUUUGUUUUCCUAACUGUAACUUUUGCAUUCAACUAUUCCACGAACGAAAUCAACACGACAACAUUCAAGCACUUUUUUUCGUUGUAAUACUAGAACUUAAGUAGCAUUUAACGAAUUAGCUAAGAGUCAACAAUUUUUGUAUAGAGUUGUUAGAAAAUCAAUUGAUAUUGAAAGAUUGAAACCAAAAAAACAAUUCAAUAAAAAUAAAAAAAAAAAUUAUUAAAAAAUUAUUAAAAAUUCAAAAGAAACGUUUUUAUCCAUGUGUAUGAUUCAGUGGAUUAUUAUUUUGGCUUUAAAGUACCUACAGUGUGUACACUGUUUAUUUUACAUACUUAUGAUGCACAUUCUUUACCCUUCCAUGCAGGAAACUUACUUUUAAUGAAAACUGACAUAUUGCCACCAAGGUUACUUGGACGGUGUUCCAAAAAGCAAACGUUUUCAAUUUUUAUUCCCGAAAUUCAUCUACGAGGUUCUUGUCAAAUUGUCAGCUUAGGCGAAAAAGAUUUUCAGUUUGAAGCUGCUCGUUCCAAACGUAAACGUGUUCCGUUUUUGUUCGCAAAAAAAGUUUACAAAAAGCUAUUUAAAAGAUUUUCAGUCAUGUCCGACAACUUAAAGAAAUUCGGCGACAUGAAGGACGUGCCGGAGUCCGCAAAGCGGGCCACUGCUUCGCCACCGGUUCCCAAGUUGAAGAAUUCGCAGGAGGAUGACGACCCUAAGUGCAAGGUGUGCAAGGAGUCGCUCAAAGAGAGUGCUAAAGUUAUGAAGACACUGCCUGGCAUGUGGGGCAACAAGGUCAGCGGCGCUUGUGCCUUCUGCCUGUUCGGUCUGAAAUCUUAAUAAUUCCAGAACAGCUCCACGCAGCCCAUUUCUGGUCAGAUGUCAGAUGGAGUUGUGGUGCUGCAUUUACACAUACAAGAAAAUUACAGAAGAAAUGAGAAACUCUGGGCUUGAGUAAAAACAACAAACAAACAGAAUAACAGAAAUAAACAAAUAACAGAUAAA